AAAAUAAUAUUUGUCAGAACCGCCGUUUUUCCAAAACAAGUUGUAUUGUCGCUAAAGUUUAUUAUUUUAUGAAUUACGAUGGAUUUCCGAUUGUAUGAAACUAAAUUAGCAAGCCAUAAGAUAUUCAAAGACAUAAAAGAAAGUUUGGAUGAUUGCGAUUCAAAAUUGCGCAACUUGUUCGAAAUUAAAGAUGAUGUUUUGUAUAUCUGGAAUUCUGUUGAGAACUGCUUAUUUAGUGUAAAUUUGAAGCGACUUGAAGAAAAUGAUGAAGAAACUCCAUAUCAGAAACUUCAUCUGCUCUCUCCACCAGCAUUCACUGUGGAGCAUGUCAUUAGUAGUGGGUGCAGCAGUAAACUUUGUAUAUGGGGAUCGAGAGGGGUAACAGUGGCGGAGCUGCCGUCAAGGUGGGGUCGUGGUGGUCUUUUCGACUCUGGCAGUCAUACAAUUUUGUGCAAGAGCUUUUGCUUAGAUGAAAAGUUCCUAUACCUGCAAGGGGAGAUACACCGUGUGCACUGGCAUCCUAAGUCUCUCUCGCAUCUGCUAGUUCUUGUCUCAGAUAACACUAUGAGGCUGUACAACAUAGGCUUAAAGACUGGUCCAAAGUUAGUGAAAGUGUUCAGUAUUGGACCAAAGCCAGCUGGUGCGCUAGGGCGAACUGUUCUUGACAGUUUUGGAGAUACUGCAGUGGAUUUCACACCAACCCCAGACUCGGAACACCUUCUCAUAUUGAGUGGAAAUGGAGAUGUGUAUAUGAUGCAGUGUGAAUUGGAUAGUAAAAGUCUGGUAAAAACAAAAUUAAAAGGACCUCUAGCUAUGUACCCACCUGCAGAUGAUAAUUAUGGAUCAGAGUCCUGUGCCAUAACAGCUUUGGGUGGAGUUGAUACACCCACCCUGUUGGUUAUCGCCAGUGCAUCAGCUGUACUUUACCAUUGCUUACUUCUGUCCAAUGCUACAGAUUUAGACGACGAAAGCCACGCACUGUAUGUCGUGGAGUCUGUUGAGCUGAACAUCGUAAUGGGCGAUGAACAAACAGCGUUGCAAUACGUGUGCCCCGUGCAUCUGUACCCGGUGAGUCGCAACACGUACGCAUGCACGCACGCUGGCGGCGUGCAUACGGUCACGUUGCCCGUACUCGAGAGGCUAAGCGAGUACGCUGCAGCGGACGAAGGUGACACGGAGUCUAUUCUCCAAGCGAUCUGCACCAAGCCAAGUACGGCCCGUUAUCUUUUGCAUACGAGCGGGAAAUCAAGCCCACUAGUGGGUCUGGCGAUUACACCAGCGCCUCUACGUACUCUCCUCAUACUCUGUUCGUCUGGUGAUUUUGUCACAAGGUCCCUGGAACCUUGCAAUUUGGAAGAGCAGCUUUACAAGGAGCUCCAACUCAAAAAUCCCGCGCUCGAGCAAGAUGACAUCAAUGCUAUACUAAAAGAGAGACAGAAACUACCAUUCACAUCAAUAAUACUAGAAGUGUUGGAGAGACAGGUGUCGCAACCCAUACUCAAAUUGAAAAAGAAAAGGGAGAUGGAUCCUAAGGAAUGUCUAGAGUUACUAACGCAAGCGACGGUUCGACUCCGUAGUGAAUACAUAAUGCGGCAACAGAGAGCCUCGGAAGUGAUGGCAAGGAAGAUAGCUACACUCAAUACUCUUGGUUUCCAACAUCGCGACUGGCUCUCCGAGUUGCAGAAAGAAGUGGAGAGCGUUUAUCUUCAAUCGACCGCACUGAAGAAAAAGCGAGCCUUAGUAGAGAAACACCAAGAGGAUAUGAAAUACAGAUGUUCAGCAGUAGUGAGAAAUUUGCGUGCCGGAUGCGGCAGCUCUGGAGAAGAGCGAAGACUAUUGGCUGAACUGUUGCAGCAUCAGAGAAGAGCAGCAACCCUCGCGGAGCAGGUCCAUACCCUAAAACUGCAUAAGCAACAUAAGCAGGAUGAGAUGAAAAAAUGGCAAGAAGAAUACAAGAAGAAAGAUACUGUUCUUGGCAAGUCACACAGCGAUACCAUAUGGGCUAUCCUACAGCAACAGACAACACAGAUAUCAUCAUUGAUCGAAGAAACGAAAUUACUAAAGGACCAAUUAGGCGUAGUAUAAAAAAUAUUAAUUACUUAAUUUACUUAUAAAAUAAUUAUUGUUAAUUAAAAUGCAUGUAAGAGAAUGCUAAUUACCCGUAAUUAUAAAGCACUUUAAGAUAAAUAAAGUGUUUCGUAUAUAAUAAGUCACGUCAUUUUGAUUAUUUCGUUACGAGGAAGUUAAUAAAAAAAAUUGUCUAUUUCUCAUUA
Messenger RNA from Pararge aegeria (speckled wood butterfly), 2273 nucleotides. RefSeq names its product nucleoporin 88 (gene mbo). The record is from RefSeq and is a predicted model, not a curated record. The transcript is spliced from 15 exons. Gene Ontology annotation, cellular component: nuclear pore. Lineage: Eukaryota; Metazoa; Arthropoda; Insecta; Lepidoptera; Nymphalidae. Gene Ontology annotation, molecular function: protein binding; structural constituent of nuclear pore. Bases 79 to 2085 code for a protein of 668 amino acids. Gene Ontology annotation, biological process: mRNA export from nucleus; protein import into nucleus; ribosomal large subunit export from nucleus.